Messenger RNA from Saccostrea cuccullata (small rock oyster), 1139 nucleotides. RefSeq names its product excitatory amino acid transporter 2-like. The transcript is spliced from 7 exons. Bases 1 to 1086 code for a protein of 361 amino acids. Gene Ontology annotation, molecular function: neutral L-amino acid transmembrane transporter activity; L-glutamate transmembrane transporter activity; glutamate:sodium symporter activity. Gene Ontology annotation, cellular component: plasma membrane. The record is from RefSeq and is a predicted model, not a curated record. NCBI's taxonomy places the organism in Eukaryota, Metazoa, Mollusca, Bivalvia, Ostreida, Ostreidae. Gene Ontology annotation, biological process: L-glutamate transmembrane transport.
AUGUUUAAUAUUUUUUCCAGAAAUCUGUUUCCUGAUAAUUUGGUUACUGCUUGUUUCCAGAAGACUCAGACAAAAUACUCCCAAUCUACAAGAGUUUUGAUGAUGAAUGGGACCAAUAGUUCGGUAACAGUUGUUCAUAAAUCUGUUUCCUCUACAGGAGGUCUAAAUAUACUAGGCCUUAUCAUCGCCUGUACUCUUUUUGGCAUCACAGCCAGUAAGCUAGGAAAACGCGCAGACCCAUUCACAGAAUUUUUUGAAACCAUAUCCAUCAUUGUCAUCCAUCUCUUAAAUUGGAUUAUUUGGAUGACCCCCGUUGGAGUUGCAAGCCUUAUUGCUACAGCAAUUCUUAAAGCAUCUGAUAUAGAAAACGUCUUCAGCAGUCUUGGAAUGUUUGUUCUGGCUCAUUCUGUUGGAAUCAUUUUUCAUCAGUUGGUCCUCAUUCCGAUUACUUAUUUCAUAGCUACCAGGAAAAACCCUUUCAUUUUCCUUGGCGCCUGUCUCCGACCCUGGUUAACUGUAUUUGGACCGCCGAGCACUGCAAUAGGUAUACCAGAAAUGCUGAAAACACUUGACGUCAAGUUACAUGUCGACACCAGAAUAUCUAACUUCCUUGUCCCUGUGGGAGCUACUUUAGAAAGACUAGGAAGCUGUAUAUUUAUCUGUUUAUCUGCCUUGUUUUUGGUACAGUUAGAGGGAAUGUCAUUAGCGGCCUCUAAGAUACUCUUAAUCGGACUGUUGUCUUCCGUGGGCUCCCUGGCUGUUCCUUCCGUCCCCAGCGCCAGCAUUGUCUCUGUUCUAGUCGUCCUGUCUUCACUAGAUGUUCAAGUACACAACAUAGGUCUACUGAUGGCACUGGAAUGGUACAAUGACCGUAUCCGGACUACAAGCAACACGAUGACCAUUAUAAUCGGCGCCGUGGUUAUAGACAGACUGUGUAGCUCUAGUCUGAAGUCAGCUGAGGACAACAGUCCAAAGGAAUCUCCAGCAAUGGAAUCAGAGGUCAAAAUAAACACUGAGAACAACACAGCAAGGACGUCAGAGAUCAAUGUCAAACUGGACAACGAAACCGCCUCCACGAGGUUUUAAAGCUUCUUUUAUACGUGAACCGAAUACUAGUAAAAGGAAUGAUAUGAACUUAU